AAGAUUCCCCCCCUCCCCCGGGCGCCCCUCCCCCUCUUAUUUGUAAACACCGAAAAGGAAAGCAGUCAAGCAGUCUUGUGUUGGUGUGCGGCUAAGCAUUAUGGCCACCGCAGACGUCAUUCGGGAGGCUGCCCUCUACCUCGAGUACUUCCUCAAAGGGCUGUCAGAAUGUAGUGUUAUUGGGAGCUACACGGUGCAGUUCCUGGAGAUGAGAGGCUUCACGCCGCGGCUGCAGAGCUCCCUGGCGGCACACCUGCUGCAGCUCAUCUCCAACAUGAAGAGUUUGUUGUUAAAGUUGGAUGAGUCUCUUGGGCCCAUAUGUAAUGCAGAAGUCCAAACAGAUGAUAUAAGUGAGUGCACCCUGUGUAAGUGCCAGGAGUCCCUCAUGGCCCCCAUCAAGUCUCCCUCCAUCGGAGACACCAAGGUUGAGUUGGAAUCAGCCACUCAGGGAAAAACCUAUGAGCCACCAGAGCUUGUCCAGCUCUUCUCUUCCUCACCACUGAUGCAACUGAAGCAGGAGAUUACAUGUGUGCCGGAUUCCAUCUCCAACUCUGCACACUGUCCAGGGGUGGAGAUGACAGUCAGUGACAUUGAUAUUAAAGAUCUGAAAACAAAAAACACACCCAAGUUACAUGAAAACAAUGAUUCUUCAAGUUCUCAAAUUGGCAAGUGUGUGCUAACUUCUCCCCUGAGUGUAGCCACACCACUGGAGCACAUGGAGCUGGAUUAUGUGGCCUCGGCUAACUUGGAGGACGACACCCCCGAGGAGAUCCUCCUGCAUGACCUGGAAGGGUCGGAGGUAGCUUCAACUGAUGGUUUGAUGUACUCGGUAUACACUAUGAACCCUGGUGGAUCCUUGCAAUUAGUUAGCAGAGUCUUAAGCAAGACAUCCAUAACCAAAGACCUCAUAGAAGAGCAGGUAGAAAGAGCACCCAUCAAAAUAAACAAUUUGAAGAGUACAGAGGAGGUCCCUGGCCAGGCUGAGGCUGCCACAGUGGGAGGCAUGCAGGCAGUGGGGAUGGAAGAAAGGCAGGAGGAGAUGGUGGUUGCCCCAGACAUUACCAGCUUUGAAGAUAUGCAAUUAAAAAAAUCAUCUGACAAGAAUACUGGCAAGAAGACAACAUCAUCCCAGGGAAGUGGCACUGGGACUAUACUCACCGAUAUUGUCAGGUUGGGGCCAGAGGACCUUGGCAGUGGGACUUGGUGCAGCAUUUGUGAGAAAGAGUUUCCUUCUGCAGGAAGCCUCAAGAUCCACCUGUCUAGAGUCCACAGUCAGGUCAAGUGGUGUCUCACGUGUACAAAGACAAUGAAUUCUGAGGAGGAGAUGUACAACCAUGUUCAAGAGUGUCACAGUGACCUGCCCUUCAUCUGUGUGGUGUGUGGUCAGACCUUGAGGACCAACGCUGCCUUCCAGAGACACAUGGACAUCCACAAAGGCCUGCGAGGGAGUGCAUGUGAGAUAUGUGGCCAGACUUUUUCCAGAACAGAAUAUUACCGUGAGCACAAGAGGAUCCACACCGGGGAGAAGCCGUACAAGUGUGAGACAUGCAGCAAAACCUUCAGCAGAUCAAGCAAUUUGUAUGCUCAUAUGAGAAUUCAUAAUGAGGAGCAACGCCACAUAUGUGAUGUCUGCAUGAAAUCUUUUGCUCGAGCAGACAAGCUGAAGGACCACAUGAUCCGACACCUGCAGAUAAAACGCUAUGCUUGCCGUUUGUGUCCCAAAGCCUACAAUGAGAAGAGGGACCUGACCAAGCACCUGGAGAAGAUACACACUGAUCAUGCUAAUGUGGACAUGCGACAAGAGCUUAUAAUAGGAAAAUGAUGUGAUAAAUUAACAUUCUUUGGUGUGUGUCAUAGUACCCUUGAUGACCAACUGUUAUGCUUAAAGGAAUGAUGCAAGUAUGACUCAUACCCUUAUUGGGUCAUUCUUGUAGCCCUCAACAGAGUGUGCAGAAAGCUCAAAUCGGUGUUAUAGGAUCCAGGAUCUGAGUGGUUGGAAAUAGCCUUAUAACCCCCCCCCCUUUGCAUGAACUUCUCUUCCAACUAAUGAAGUGUAGUCUUUUGUUUGAGAUAAUUUAAUAUUGAGGUGAUUUGAUUACCAUAGGUGGUGAUUAUGGAAUAUCCAUUGGAUAUAAAUUGCCUUUCACAAAAUUCUUUCACGUACACACAUUUCUUUAAAAUAAAGAUUAAAAGCCAUUUAGUGGAUGACUUUGCUUUGACAGCCCCUUGUGUUAGUAAGGGGGACAAGAUUAAUGCCGCACUACACACCAGAAAAUAGAGGCUGUAGACCUUUCUUUCUUUUUCUUUUUUUUUUUACAUCUGGCUUAUAGCGCCGGUAGGCUAUUACAAUGGGGCCUGAUGGUCGGCCUGAGCCCGUCAUGGCGCAGGCAAUUGUUUAAAGUGGCGCCAUUAUUAUUGGCUCAUGCUGCCCCUUGGAGCUCAUUGUUGAUUUCAUUUGCACUGUACAGCUUCUUAUAGAGUCCGGGUUGAUAGGUGGUCUUCAGGACAGCAUGUGGGUAGUUUUAGGCCACUCAGCGGUGACUGAAAAAUCCCAGGUGGUUAGCAGCAGAUUUGAACCCACAUCAUGGACAACACACCGAAUGCGAGGCCGGCACACUAACCACUCAGCCACCGCCUCUCAUGGUAGGAAUUUUGAGCACCUGCUUGAGCAGUAUGUAAUUCCUUGAUAAAAAUUCAGCAACAAUUGUAAAGGCGAGAAAGUAGUUCAAAUGUCUCAUUAAAGAUAAGUCAGUUUGAAAUAA
Molecule: messenger RNA, 2762 nt
Organism: Eriocheir sinensis (Chinese mitten crab)
Lineage: Eukaryota; Metazoa; Arthropoda; Malacostraca; Decapoda; Varunidae
Product: zinc finger protein 184-like
Exons: 9
Coding region: 101-1822 (573 amino acids)
Biological process (GO): regulation of transcription by RNA polymerase II
Molecular function (GO): DNA-binding transcription factor activity; RNA polymerase II cis-regulatory region sequence-specific DNA binding
Source: RefSeq, a predicted model, not a curated record